AUGAAAACCUUAUUGUUUAUUUAUCUUCAGCUACUAUUAUUACUACUGAUAAUAAUCGGUAGAGUUGUUAAAGUGGAGUAUUUACAUUUGGUAGUGGAAGUGGAACCCUCUACAAUAACCGAACUGUGCUUAUCAGACGGUAUUGAUGGAUAUCUGGGAUCAUUCUAUUUGAACACGACAUUUGCUGAAUUAAUGUUGAAAGAACACAACAACAAGAGGAAACUCCAUCAAAGUUGUCCCCUCAAAUGGUCUUCAGAACUUUUCAACUAUGCAUCUCAGUUUGCAGCUGAAUAUUCUUGCUCAGGAAUAUUGCAACAUUCUGGUGGUAAAUAUGGAGAGAAUUUAGCUUUUGGUUAUCUGCCCAUAGGAGCUAUAGAAGCUUGGUAUGAUGAAGGGGAAAUGUAUGUUUACGGUUCAGAAAAUGUGUAUAACCAUUUCACGGCAAUUGUGUGGAACAACACUAAUUCUCUUGGUUGUGCUUACAAAUCUUGUGAUACUACUACUAAUUUAAAUGCAUUAUAUAUUGUAUGUUCAUAUUACCCUCCAGGAAAUGUUAUUGGGUAUUCCUCACAAAAUGUUUUCCCAUUAAAUUCAAAGAUGGUCAACUAA
Molecule: messenger RNA, 609 nt
Organism: Candida albicans SC5314
Lineage: Eukaryota; Fungi; Ascomycota; Pichiomycetes; Serinales; Debaryomycetaceae
Exons: 1
Coding region: 1-609 (202 amino acids)
Cellular component (GO): extracellular region
Source: RefSeq, a predicted model, not a curated record